CUAGUCAAAAACAAAGAAGAACCAGAAAACUCAGAGCAGAAGUUGCUGGACAUUCCCUCUGCCCUCGGCGUCAAUCCGGCGGUCUGAGCACAGCAGCGCGAACCCAGCGUAGAUGCGGAGAGUGAACAGAGGCUUUCGAUCAGUGAGUAGGGCAGUGGGGGAGCAGGAGAGGGGAGCCAGGAGCCAGUGGUGCUGUCAAGUGGAGCUGUGUCUCAAGGUGAAUGUUGAUGACACCAUUGAAAUGUUACCAAAAUCAAGAAGAGCUCUCACCAUUCAAGAGAUUGCUGCAUUAGCGCGAUCUUCCCUACAUGGUAUUUCACAGGUAGUGAAGGACCAUGUGACAAAGCCUACAGCCAUGGCUCAGGGCAGAGUGGCCCACUUGAUAGAGUGGAAAGGCUGGUGUAAGCCUAUGGACACUCCUGCAGCCCUGGAAUCCGACUUCAACUCUUAUUCUGACCUCACUGAGGGAGAGCAGGAGGCACGCUUCGCUGCAGGUGUGGCAGAGCAGUUUGCCAUAGCCGAGGCUAAGCUGAGGGCCUGGUCCUCUGUGGACGGCGACGAAUCUAACGAUGACUCAUAUGACGAGGACUUUCUGCCAUCCAACGAGCCCACCACACAGAGCACAGAUGUGUUAUCAUAUCCGCCCUACUUGAAGGACCUGAUCCACAGCCAGCUUUGCCAACACCUGGGCCUGCGAGGGCCCUGUUGCGAGGGUGGAGGAGGCGGAGAGGGAGGUGGCAGCGGAGAGCCCUCCCCCACGGUAGGCUCCCCGGACACCUUGUGCUCCAGCCUCUGCAGCCUGGACGAGCACCACCCCCUUCUGCGUGACCUGGGCGGCCACCGCGGCACCCACUCCUACAGCAACGCCGCCGAGCUCGCGGCCAAGAUCCUGUCGGCACUGCAGGGAGGGGAGGAGCUGCUGCUGGCCCGACUUCAGAGGGCAGGGCAGAGGCGGGGCAUCAGGCCCUGCGGGGGUCAGGACUCUCCUUGCUACUCCAGAUCUUAUUCUGAGACAUACCUGUCACCCGGCGAGGACGACGACACCCCCUGCAAGGACUACGAGAGCACUGUGUGCCAGGCAGACGGCAGCGGUGUGGAGUACCCACCUGACUACGACCCACACAGGAGGGUCUCUGAUGUGGCCUCCUCUGGGGUUGUGUCUCUCGAUGAGGAGGAUGAAGAGGAGGAGGAGAGGGCAGGAGAGCCAAACAACCAAUGACUUCUCUCAUCUCACCUCAGCGUUUAAUCCCUCCAAUCUCUUUGGAGGGUUUUCUUUUUUGCAACAACUUCCCCUCUCCUCCAUGGCGUCUAAAAAGUUUGAACCUCUGUGCAUGCUGUUUUUUUCCCUCGCUGACUGAAGCAUAAUUCAUCCGUCUUUGCCUUACUUGCAGCAUUUCAAAUCCUCCUUACC
This is a messenger RNA of Perca flavescens (yellow perch), 1411 nucleotides long. RefSeq names its product family with sequence similarity 131 member Ab (gene fam131ab). The record is from RefSeq and is a predicted model, not a curated record. NCBI's taxonomy places the organism in Eukaryota, Metazoa, Chordata, Actinopteri, Perciformes, Percidae. The transcript has 7 exons. The coding region runs from base 113 to 1219 and encodes 368 amino acids.